UUAUCACCUUCUCACUUCACCGAAGUCCAUAUGCCGAAAUUAUUGAAUGGUUUCUACAACAACAGCCAUCAUGGCAUAACGCCCGAACUUGGAGAGGCGCAGCCCAAACUACUGCCUAGCCCUUAUAAAAAUAAAAGACAACAAAGCAAGUUCUGUAUGUUUUCCGUGAUAAUCGAACGCGCCACCUCGGCAGGUAAACGCGCCGAGAUUGAGGAUGUGGACACGCCACUCGAAUCCAUGCUGCAGCCGGAACCAGCAGAACAAGUUUGUCUACUGCGUGACAGUCCGUACAGGAUAUUAAGGGCGGCUGAAUCGGGAAACUUGGAUGAGUUCAAGCGUCUGUAUCAAGCAGACAACGAACGUUUGUCUAUAAAAGACGGCAAAGGUCGGACGGCAGCACACCAAGCGGCCGCACGAAAUCGUGUAAAUAUAUUGCGAUACAUAAAUGAUCAGAAUGGAAAUUUUAACGCAAAAGAUAAUGCGGGCAAUACUCCAUUGCAUGUGGCAGUUGAAAACGAUUCGUUCGAUGCAAUUAGUUAUUUGCUAUCCAUCCCUGUCGACACCGGUUUGCACAACGAGAAAAAGCAAGCGCCGGUCCAUUUGGCAACUGAACUAAAUAAGGUACAAGCAUUGCGGGUGAUGGGCAAAUAUCGAAAAGUUAUCGAUAUACAACAAGGUGGCGAACAUGGACGUACUGCAUUGCAUUUGGCUGCCAUAUAUGAUCAUGAGGAGUGCGCCAGGAUAUUGAUAACCAAAUUCGAAGCAUGCCCCCGUAAACCUUGCAACAACGGUUAUUAUCCCAUACACGAAGCGGCUAAAAAUGCCAGCUCCAAAACGAUGGAAGUCUUCUUGCAGUGGGGCGAACAACGUGGCUGUCCACGCGAAGAGAUGAUAUCCUUUUACGAUUCCGAGGGCAACGUGCCACUUCAUUCCGCCGUUCAUGGCGGCGAUAUCAAAGCGGUGGAAUUGUGUCUGAAAUCUGGCGCGAAAAUCUCUACACAGCAACAUGAUCUCUCGACGCCGGUGCAUUUGGCGUGCGCACAGGGCGCUAUCGAAAUCGUGAAACUCAUGUUCAGCAUGCAACCUUCUGAGAAGCUAACUUGUCUCAGCUGCACCGAUGUUCAGAAGAUGACGCCUCUUCACUGCGCUGCUAUGUUUGAUCACCCGGAUAUUGUUGAGUAUUUGGUGAAGGAAGGCGCUGACAUCAAUGCGCUCGACAAGGAACAUCGCCCACCGAUCUUAUUGGCCGCUUCACGUAACGGUUGGAAAACUGUGCAUCUGCUGAUACGUCUCGGUGCUGGCAUUAAUGUCAAGGACGCAUCGUCACGUAAUGUUUUGCAUUUUGUGAUUAUGAAUGGCGGGCGUUUACCAGAAUUCGCAGAUGAAGUGAACAAAAAACAAUCGCAUUCUCAAUUAGUACAGCUGCUUAAUGAAAAGGAUGCUUCUGGCUGUUCGCCAUUGCACUAUGCCAGUCGUGAUGGACAUAUACGUUCUUUGGAGAAUCUUAUUCAAUUGGGCGCUUGCAUUAACCUCAAGAAUAACAACAACGAGAGUCCAUUACAUUUUGCGGCACGUUAUGGUCGCUUUAAUACCGUUAAACAGCUACUGGACUCGGAGAAAGGAUCUUUCAUAAUCAACGAGAGUGAUGGAGAAGGACUCACACCACUACAUAUCGCCUCCCAACAAGGUCACACGCGUGUGGUACAAUUUUUGCUAAAUCGGGGCGCGCUUUUACAUCGAGAUCACAAUGGACGUAAUCCUCUGCAUUUGGCCGCGAUGUCGGGCUAUACACAGACCAUUGAGUUGUUGCAUUCCGUGCACUCACAUCUACUCGAUCAAGUCGACAAGGAUGGUAAUACUGCCUUGCACUUGGCCACCAUGGAGAAUAAACCACACGCCAUCUCGGUGCUACUCUCAAUGGGUUGCAAACUCUUCUACAACUACAUGGACAUGAGCGCCAUCGAUUAUGCCAUCUACUAUAAGUACCCCGAGUCUGCACUCGCCAUGGUCACACAUGAAGAUCGCGCCAAUGAGGUGAUGGCAAUGCGUUCCGACAAAUACCCCUGUGUUAUACUGGCACUAAUUGCUUCAAUGCCAAAGGUGUUCGAGGCCGUUUUGGAUAAAUGUAUAACCAAGGCGAAUUGUAAGCGUGAUUCAAAGAGCUUUUACAUUAAGUAUUCGUUUUCCUUUCUGCAAUGCCCCUUCAUGUAUGCAAAAUUGGAUGAAAAAACCGGUGAAUCGAUAGUUCAUUCGAAUCCGACACCAUUGCCAGCGUUGAAUACGAUGGUCACACAUGGACGUGUCGAACUGCUUGCCCAUCCACUCAGCCAAAAAUAUUUGCAAAUGAAAUGGAAUUCAUACGGCAAAUACUUUCAUCUUGCCAAUUUAUUGAUCUAUUCAAUAUUUCUUCUAUUCGUCACCGUGUUUUCUUCGCUUAUGAUGAACGACAUUGAAAUUCGUCCUUUGGCAGUAAACUCAACUGUUUUGAACAAUUGGAGACUAUCGCUCACUAAUGACAGCAAUUUGAAUUCUACAACAAAUAUUAAUAACACCGAUCCUGAAUGGUCUGAAAAUCUAACGGACGGAGGUGAAUCGUUUGCAAUGAAAUAUGGUGAGACCUAUGAGUGCCUGCAACAUUCUACCGCCUUGGUAUUCUGCGCUGUAGCAAUCGUCGUUUAUAUCGGCUGCAAUUCUUUACGCGAAUUUCUACAAAUGUAUCAACAACGCUUACACUACAUAUUCGAGAUAGUCAAUUUAAUAUCAUGGAUUCUAUACAUAUCCGCCUUGAUCAUGGUAUGGCCUGUAUUCUGCUCUGAUGGUAAUAUAUCGACUGUGCACUACUCGGCUGCGGCAGUGGCGGUAUUUUUAUCGUGGUUCCGUCUAUUGCUCUUUCUACAACGAUUCGAUCAAGUUGGCAUAUAUGUUGUGAUGUUUUUGGAGAUACUACAAACUCUGAUAAAAGUGCUGACCGUGUUUUCAAUACUUAUCAUUGCUUUCGGUUUAGCAUUUUACAUUCUUUUAUCAAAGAUAAACGAUGCGCAGCCGAAUCAUUUAUCGUUCUCCAACAUACCGAUGUCACUGUUGCGCACUUUUUCAAUGAUGUUGGGCGAACUGGACUUUGUGGGCACCUAUGUUAAUACCUUUUACCGUGACCAGCUGAAAGUGCCAAUAACAUCAUUUCUGAUUUUGAGUGUAUUCAUGAUUAUCAUGCCGAUUCUGCUAAUGAAUCUACUGAUCGGUUUGGCGGUUGGUGAUAUUGAGUCUGUCAGACGAAAUGCGCAGCUCAAGCGGUUAGCUAUGCAGGUGGUUUUGCAUACCGAGCUGGAGCAUAAAUUGCCUCAAAUGUGGCUACAAAAAAUUGAUAAAAUGGAGCUCAUCGAAUAUCCAAAUAACACGAAGUGCAAAUUGGGUUUUCUGGAUAUUUUUUUGCGCAAAUGGUUCUCGAAUCCAUUCAGUGAGGAUAGUACCAUGGAUGCAAUUGCCUUCGAGAGCAACGACGAGUUUAUCAAUGUUGAAUUGGAGCGCCAACGUCGUAAAUUGCGUGAUAUCACACGACUAUUGGACCAACAACACCAGCUUUUGCGUCUGAUUGUACAGAAAAUGGAAAUCAAAACCGAGGCUGACGACGUGGAUGAAGGUGUAUCACCACAUGAUCUAAAGGCCAUGUCAAACUACAAUAAUGGACCAGCACUAGGCUCACGAUGGACUUCACCUCGAAUACGCAAUCGACUACGCGCGGCGCUCAGUUUUAAUAAGAGUCUCUAUGAAUAGAGACGACUAACUUAGUUGAGAAACAUAUAGACAAAUAUUUAAGAUAUACACGUAAAUACAUAUAUCAAAAUUGUGGUACAUAUGUAUGUAUAUAGGUGAACCACAACUUUUAAACUAUAAGCACUAAAAAACUAAGAAACUGUACCUAUGUAACUUAUUCCCUGAAGGAUUUAUUACGAGCCAUGCAAAAAAGCACAACGCUCGUACAUUGAAACAACAACAAGUAAUGGAUGAAUUGUCUACUUUCGGGAGCAAUCGAACAUUUAACACCUAGCGCAUGUUGCUUAGCCAUAUAAAGCGCAUACCUAUUUUUUUAACGUUCACAGCGUUUGAAAACUCAUGCGAAAUUGGAAUGCAUACUAAAUUCCGUUUGUAGUAAAAAAAACCAAAAGGCAGUUUUUAUACCAAGUGUGCGCAA
Messenger RNA from Anastrepha obliqua, 4189 nucleotides. It is a transcript of the gene TrpA1, whose product is annotated as transient receptor potential cation channel subfamily A member 1. NCBI's taxonomy places the organism in Eukaryota, Metazoa, Arthropoda, Insecta, Diptera, Tephritidae. The coding region runs from base 31 to 3771 and encodes 1246 amino acids. The record is from RefSeq and is a predicted model, not a curated record. The transcript is spliced from 18 exons. Gene Ontology annotation, molecular function: monoatomic ion channel activity; protein binding. Gene Ontology annotation, biological process: monoatomic ion transport; transmembrane transport. Gene Ontology annotation, cellular component: membrane.